Molecule: messenger RNA, 1398 nt
Organism: Nerophis ophidion (straightnose pipefish)
Lineage: Eukaryota; Metazoa; Chordata; Actinopteri; Syngnathiformes; Syngnathidae
Gene: rtbdn
Product: retbindin
Exons: 6
Coding region: 131-943 (270 amino acids)
Cellular component (GO): external side of plasma membrane
Molecular function (GO): riboflavin transmembrane transporter activity; signaling receptor activity; riboflavin binding
Source: RefSeq, a predicted model, not a curated record
AGGGGGGCGAGUGGAUGGGAGAGAAAUGUCCUUCAUAUAAACCAGACACAAUCAAGCAGGUAGCACAAGAGGAGGAGACUGGAGCAUCUUUUUCACCGUCAAGUGCGUGUUGGAGGAAACCAACCCAGACAUGCUUCUGUUGAUAUGCACACUUUGGACCACAACCCUGAUAGGUGCAAUCAGGUCGGAGGGGGUGUGUCUGCAAGAUGGCAAGCACAAGGCGUCUCCCGGGCCGGAGCCCCAUCUGAAGGAGUGUUCGCUCUAUGCCGACAACAGCUGCUGCACUCAGGAACACGUCCGGGACAUUUCCCACCUUCCCUCUGCCAGCAAUCACAACCAACCUUGGGACAAGUGCGGGCCCCUCAGCUCUGCGUGUGAAGGCUUCCUGAAGCGUGUGUCGUGUUUUUACCGCUGCUCCCCAGACGCCGCACGCUGGCCUCAUCCCCAUCGCCGCUCCUACAUCCAGGCCGUGCCACUCUGCCACAGCUUCUGUCGGGAUUGGUUUGAUGUAUGCAGGACAGACUUGACUUGCGCUCGCAACUGGGCCAGAGACCCCAGAGGACAGAACUGCACUGGAACUUGUGUUCAGUACCAGCAGAUGUAUCAGCAUGGCCGAGAUUUGUGCGAGAGCCUGUGGGGUGACGCCUUCAUGACAGUGGAGGACUCCUCCCAGGAGGCGGGAGGUGUCCUAGACAACGUCAGCCCGGGCGGCGGUCGCCCGUGCAGCUGCCUGACCCUCGGCCCCGCCGACAGAGACGUCAUCGCCGCCCUCCGAGCCCAGCGGGACGACCCGGAGGAGCUGGACAGCACCAAGCCCGCAUACACGUCUCCCUGCCGGGCCAAGCUGCCCCCUCUGACAAGAAGCGGCCGGAAGGGCAACUCCGUCCUUCGCAAACGAUCCAUCGUGGUGGACGACGGGGAGGGCAGCGGAAGUGGCUUGUAGAUAAAUGAGGAGGUAACUGUAACUAGAUCUUAUAUUCCAACGUUCAUAGUCGUCGUUUAGGUAAGUGGACGCAUCUCUACUUGGCGACCUUGCUCCUCUUCUCCAUCAUCAAGGUGACCACAAGUCUGUGCUGUGCAGGUGUCGUGAUCCCGUGUUAUAUGCAGCAUGUUUGUCUUUGGGGUGGAACGUUCAUGAUCACAAUGGAUGUGGGACAGGAAGCGUUUGCUAUGCUAAUGACACCGGAAGAAGACACGUUUAGUACUCAAUUGCAAAAUGUGCUCGUCAGCUGUAGACUAAAUCCGCAGAAGCAAGAGGAGACAAUGUAUGGUUAGCUCAGUCCUCAAAGUACAAUUACAACAUAUAGCUCAAAUUAAAUAUUUGGGGAUUUUUUUUAAGGAUUGUUGUUCCUGUGCUGUUCUUUUACAAUAUCAAUAAAGAAAACGUUCUAAAUGUCA